GUGCAUCCUGAAUUGGGACAGUUUAUGUCCUGACACUGUGAUACAAUUGCACUUCAAAUACAUACUUCGAAGUGUGUGCCCUUCAUUUGGAAAACAGCUAUACAAGAGUGCAGUGCCUGCAGUUCAGACGGAGAAAAAAAAAAACUUUUUAUUGGAAGUAGAUGCAGUAGUUGUAGAAUAUUUGAGAUACCAUGUAAAAGUGGAUUUUGCAUGUUUAAUCAAUCAUUAAUUACAUUUUCUAAUAAGUUGCAUCAUAUAGAAUUGAUAAGCUUGAGGUUUGAGUCGCCCAAUACUAUUUUCCUUCUCUCGUCGCUUCACUCUCCAGUCCAGAGGGUGGCGCUAAGACAGCGUUUGUUUGCUAAACACCAUUUAACCACAGAGGAAGAAGAUUAGUCUAACCGUGAUCUCUGUUGUUUUGCCGUGAGGCUGUUUUAAUACAAACUGUUAGAAAUUCGGUUAAUAGAAAAAUACAGUUUUUGAAUCAGGUCAGAAUAUACCUAUAUUAUUAUCCUCGUAGUCGUGACUAAGUUUUGAAGCAAGCACCGAUAUCUAGAGUAUAAUCUGAACUGCUGCUGUGAAGAUGGUGUUUGUUAAAGAGGAGAACGCGAUUGAACCAGAAACCUGCAUAAUAAAACACGAGGAACCAGAAACCUGCGUUAUAAAACACGAGGAACCAGAAACCGGGAGAACAAAACACGAGAAACAAGACGGACGUGUGUGUCGCGUUCUUUAACGUUCCGCCUGGAAACAAAGAUACCAUGGUGCCAAAUCCCCUCACGAAAGAAGAAAGCCUAGUGUUUACAACUGUGACAACGAGUGCUUAUCAGGAUCAACUAAGCGCUGGAUUUUCAAAAGCCGUCUUUUUAUGCUGGCCUCAGGCAGUCGGUUGAAAUCACAGGCCCCCUCCCCUCUCUCCAUGCCGCUUUACUUAAGAUAUGCUCCUUGUCUAUUUUUGAAGGCUUGAUGAAAGUGAAAGAAGAAAGACAAGAUCUGAAUGAAGUGGAGGAGAAGCAUCAGGAUCAGAGAGAUGCUGAAGAACAAUCAGUGAAUUACUCCGAAACUGAAAGGAGUUGCUCACAAAGCAGCAUUCAGAUAACUGAUGUUAAAAGGCCUUUCACCUGCUCCCAGUGUGGAAACACUUUUAAACAUAAAAGAAGCCUCGUAUACCACACAUUAGUUCAUGCUGGAAUAAAGCCUUUCAGCUGUUCUCAGUGUGGAAAGAGUUUUACACAGAAAAAACAGCUUAAUGAUCAUGUGCUUGUUCAUUCUCCAGAAAAACCUUUCAGCUGCUCUCAGUGUGGAAACACUUUCACACGUAAAGCAAACCUUAAAAGUCACAUGAUAAUUCAUAGUGGGGAAAAGCCUUUCAGCUGCUCUCAGUGUGGAAACACUUUUACAUGUAAAGGAAGCCUGAAGAAUCACAUGUUAAUUCAUGCUGGAAUAAAGCCUUUCGUCUGCGCUCAGUGUGGAAAGAGUUUUGUGCAGAAAGGACACCUUAAGAUUCAUUUGGUAACUCACUCUUCAAAAAAGCCUUUCACCUGCUCUGAGUGUGGAAGGAGUUUUACACAGAGAAAUCAACUUAAUGAUCAUGUUUAUAGUCACUCUACCACAAAGCCAUUCAGCUGCUCUCAGUGUGGAAAGUGUUUCUCAUUGGAAAAAAAACUCAAUGAGCAUGUGCGUAUUCACGCUUCACAAAAGCCUUUCAUCUGCCUUCAGUGUGGAAACUCUUUUACACGUAAAGCAAGCCUUAACAAUCACCUGAUAAUUCAUACUGGGAAAAAGCCUUUCAGCUGCUCUGAGUGUGGAAACACUUUCAAACGUAAAGGGUGCCUUAAGAAUCACAUGUUAAUUCAUGCUGGAAUAAAGCGUUUUACCUGCGCUCAGUGUGGAAAGACUUUUACACAGAAAGGACACCUUAAUGUUCAUUUGAUAACUCACUCUACAGAAAAGCCUUUCACCUGCUCUCAGUGUGGAAACACUUUCAAGCGUAAAGAAUGCCUUAGAAGUCACAUGUUAAUUCACACUGGGAAAAAGCUUUUUACUUGCUCUGUGUGAAAAGUGUUUCAACUUUAAACAAGGAUUUAAUAGUUGCAUGAGAAUUCAUACUUAAGCGAAGUCGUCGGUGUGUGAAGAGUUUUAAAUGGAAAGCUGGUCUCACUUUGCCAUGAGAAAAUUGAACUGAUCUGGAUGGAGAUUUCCAAGGGUUGACUCUUAAAAUAGCACAAGAAACUAAUGCUUGAAAGAGUUAAACUGUGCUGUGAGUGUGGGAAGAGCUUUAACACAGACAAGUAUUGGAUACAGAAAAUAAAGUUUGACUGAAAUAAAGUCGAACCAGUAUUUACAUCCAUAUUUAAAGGUGCAUUUUCUCUCAGAAUCGUUACAUUAAAAGAGGUAAAUAGACAUUAUGCUGAUUAAGACUUAUUCUUAGAACUUAGCUGCAAGGUGGAGGAAGUGAAAAAACAUUGAUCUAUGUCUUUCGUUAUUAACUAUUAUUAUUAUUUAGUUAUUCCAUCAUAAUUGUGUUUUUCAUGAGAUUUUUUUUUUCCACUUUUAGGCGUUCUUUUUUUUUUUUUUUUUUUUUUUUUUUUUUUUUUA
Carassius gibelio (silver crucian carp) is the source of this 2595-nucleotide messenger RNA. Its product is annotated as gastrula zinc finger protein XlCGF8.2DB-like. Gene Ontology annotation, molecular function: DNA-binding transcription factor activity; RNA polymerase II cis-regulatory region sequence-specific DNA binding. The record is from RefSeq and is a predicted model, not a curated record. Bases 964 to 2055 code for a protein of 363 amino acids. Lineage: Eukaryota; Metazoa; Chordata; Actinopteri; Cypriniformes; Cyprinidae. Gene Ontology annotation, biological process: regulation of transcription by RNA polymerase II. The transcript has 4 exons.